This is a messenger RNA of Geodia barretti, 393 nucleotides long. The record is from the annotation of a GenBank genome assembly. Lineage: Eukaryota; Metazoa; Porifera; Demospongiae; Tetractinellida; Geodiidae.
UCAGUACAAGUCACGAAGCUAUAGUUAGGUCGUGUGUUGAGCCAGGAAGGCCAGAGCAUGUCGACAGGCGAAGAAUUGCUGAUGAAGGGCACUCUGCAUGGAAGCAUAGCGGGAAUAACUCGCAAAGACUGGUCUCUAUUGUACCUGGAGUUGACCACCAGACAUAUCCAUGUGUUCGAAGGACAUGAAGACCCUCGUGCUGCUAGAAAGCAUCUCCGUAGUCUUGAGGUAAAAGAUUAUGGCAGUGUAGUUCCAGAGAAGGCAGUGAAAUUCACUCUCGUUGGAACCGAUGGCGGUAACUGUACAUUCAAGUGUGACACAGAGUACACGAAGCAAAAGUGGAUCCAGGCACUCAAAAAGGCCAUUGAAAUUAGGAAGACUGUGUGGCUACGA